AUGUAUACAAAGAAUGGCGGACGCCCACUCUUCCACAGAGCAUUGAUGGAAUCCGGGGCUACAACCGCUCGCGCUGUCUUCCCACCCAAGGCUCCUCUACCUUCAGUGCAGUUCGACGAGUUUGCUCUCGCUUCAGGCUGUUCCAAUGUCGCUAGGGGUCAAAUGAUUUCUUGUCUCCGGAAACAGUCCGUUAGGACUGUCGGGCAGGCUUCGAUUGAUGUGUUCAACCGCUACAAUCCUUCUGACCGGUGGGCCUUCCAGCCUGUUAUCGACGGCCAGAUCAUCCGCGUAGCACCUAUAUCCGCUUGGGAAUCUGGUACAUGGAACGAGAUCCCUAUCCUUACUGGCUUCAACACUGAUGAGGGAUCUCCAUUUACACCUACCCGCUUGGGUACCUCGGAGGAGUUCACCAAGUUCUUCAAGGAGUUGAUACCCGCCUUGUCUGAGUCGGAUUUGAAAGAACUCAACAAGCUAUACCCUGAUCCGGCCGUCAACCGAAAAUCACCAUACUACGACACCCGUCCCAUAGACGUUGGUUCGCAGUACAAACGUGGAACAGCAGCAUAUGGCCAGUAUGCAUACAUAUGUCCCAUCCAACAGACUGCAUACCAUGCCUCGGCAAGCCAAUCUGCACCUGUCUUCCUUUACCAUUGGGCUGUAAACACAACCGUCAAAGGAGGGGCAAGCCAUGCAGACCAGUCUGCGUACGAGCUGUACAACCCUGGUAUCCGAAAGAUAUCAAAGACCCAAAACUUGCUUGCCGGAUACUUGCAUGCUUAUUUUACUUCCUUUGUCACCACCGGAGAUCCCAAUGCUAUCAAGGGUAGAUACGCAGACAGACCUCGAUGGGCUCCUUUUACCCCAGGGGAAAAGAGCGGCACCAUGGUGAUAGGGGAAGGGAACGAUGAGCGCGCUGGCGGGAACAGUAUCGGCGUUGUGGCCCGGAUGGGUAACAUCAGCUACACCAAGGAGGAGUGUGACUUUUGGUGGAAGAGGACGAUCUUGUCGGAGUCGUGA
This is a messenger RNA of Trichophyton rubrum CBS 118892, 1017 nucleotides long. RefSeq lists its product as uncharacterized. The transcript has a single exon. NCBI's taxonomy places the organism in Eukaryota, Fungi, Ascomycota, Eurotiomycetes, Onygenales, Arthrodermataceae. The record is from RefSeq and is a predicted model, not a curated record. The coding region runs from base 1 to 1017 and encodes 338 amino acids.